UUGUUAGCGAAAGCCAUUGGAAGAACAAUGAAGGUCUCUGUGCUAAUUUCGCUCUUAGGCGUCUGCUUUAUGGCUUUCAUCGUACACUGCGAACCUAUCUAUCAACUUCCUUCCCAUGUUUCUGCAUUCGCUGAAAGCGAAGUGGUCCCCCAUGUUCUUCCAACCCGAGUUCCUGAAUAUGAUGAAACCGAAAUGCUACCCGAAGAGCCUCCAGCACGUGUCCCUGAAUUCGCCGAAACCGAAAUGCUUGUCGAGGACCCCUUACCUCCACGUCCUCGUAUGCCGCAAAUAGACGAAACUGUUCAUGAAGCUGUAAAUGAAUUAAUGGACAUGGUUGGACAAAUGAUUCAUUUCAUGGUCAAAAUAGGCUUUGAGGGAGGACAAGCGACGAUUACUGCUUCAAACCAACUACCCAAUAAUCUCGAGAACCCUGAAAGUGUGGAAAAUUUGGACUCUUCAUUUGAUAGAAGUCCCGAUUUCGAUCAUUUAUUAUCCCAAGAUCUCGAUAGUGACGCGCUCCCUCCAAUUCAACCACGUUCCAUUUUCAAUCCCUUGUGGUGGUUGUUGCGAUCUAUUUUCAGAACCUUGCGCGGCAUUAAUUGUACAAUUAAAGCUGUUGUCAAAAUAAGAGACAGCACUGAACUAAUGUUGGCCAACUUCCAUAAGUGUGGAGCUGAAGCCAGCAAAAAAGUUGAAGCUGUUGUGGAUUCGGCGGAAAAAGUUCUGAACAUCUCCAACGAAAUCGUCCAUAUCAAUAGCGAAGUCUGCGGAAAUCCUAAUUAUUCAAGCGAAUAUGUGGAUGGCAAUUACAAGAUGACCGCAACUUGUUUCAAACAAUUGCGCAGUAAAGUUAUAAGCUUAAAUAGUCAAAUACGAACCACUGUUAAUUUAAUUCGAAAGGUGUCCAUCGAUGCUGGAGAAUGUGUGACCACUACUUUCUUAGAAUACCGCAAAUCAAUUAUUAACUUCCCCUCCUUUAUUAAGGAAUGCUCAAAGUUUAAUUAAAAUUACUAUCAAGGCGGCCAUCUUAUAAAUACGCCUUGAUUACUAUUAUUUGGAAUAAAAAUGUUAUAUGCCAAGCAAUCAUUUGUUGACAUUUUGUAUAAUUUUAUCAUAAAAUUUAACGACCUACUACAUCGAAAAGAA
Stomoxys calcitrans (stable fly) is the source of this 1146-nucleotide messenger RNA. RefSeq lists its product as uncharacterized. The transcript is spliced from 3 exons. Bases 28 to 1005 code for a protein of 325 amino acids. The record is from RefSeq and is a predicted model, not a curated record. Lineage: Eukaryota; Metazoa; Arthropoda; Insecta; Diptera; Muscidae.